UAUUAGUAGAAGUGGUGCUGGUUUUCAAACAGGAUGAACGCGCCACCAGCAUUCGAGUCGUUUUUGUUGUUUGAGGGAGAGAAAAAGAUCACAAUAGUUAAGGACACAAAAGUGCCCAAUGCAUGUCUGUUUACACUGAAUAAGGAGGACCACACGCUGGGGAACAUCAUUCGGUCACAACUGCUAAAGGAUCCUCAGGUGCUGUUUGCUGGAUAUAAAGUUCCCCACCCUCUGGAGCACAAGAUUGUGAUCCGUGUUCAGACAACACCAGACUACAGUCCGCAGGAAGCCUUUACUAAUGCAAUCACUGAUCUGAUCAGUGAGCUCUCACUGCUAGAGGAGCGGUUUAGGGUUGCCAUCAAAGACAAGCAGGAGGGAAUAGAAUGAAGAACCGUUGCAGUCUACAACUAAUUCACAAUGGACUGAAUUUCCACACUUAAACUGGGUUCUUACAAUGCGCUACAGUGUUUAAAUAAUCCCAU
Molecule: messenger RNA, 482 nt
Organism: Xyrauchen texanus (razorback sucker)
Lineage: Eukaryota; Metazoa; Chordata; Actinopteri; Cypriniformes; Catostomidae
Gene: polr2j
Product: RNA polymerase II subunit J
Exons: 4
Coding region: 34-387 (117 amino acids)
Biological process (GO): transcription by RNA polymerase II
Cellular component (GO): RNA polymerase II, core complex
Molecular function (GO): DNA binding; protein dimerization activity
Source: RefSeq, a predicted model, not a curated record